AUGUCAGGGCGACUUAUCAUUUAUGUGCUCGGUCCUACUUCUUCAGGGAAGACAAGUUUGGUGCAACAACUUGUUUCGAUGAGUGAGGCCGGCGCACUGCUGACACAGUGUACUCAUCAGGUUCCAACGAAGGGCCAGGAGCUCCGUACCAUUAUUGUGGAAUCACCGAAGGGCAAAGACACCUCUCGCACAGUAGAGUUGCGGGAACUGGGCGGGGACAUGGCCCCAAUGUGGGAGAAGUUUAUUGAAGCACGUUUAAACUCGACGGGGAGGGAGAUGAACAACCGGUUUGGGCUGAUGUUGGUUGUCGACUCACUAGCCCCUCACUUGUUACCAUUGGCCCAAGUUACCAUCGCAAAGUUAAAGGGAAGCGAAGGGUUAUGCAGAGACUGGCCGGUGGCUGUUUUAUUGAACAAGGCUGCUGGCAGAAACGCCGUGACAACGAAGGAGGCAAUGUUUUUUCUUUCAGCGAUUCCCAUAGAGGGAAUAAAAUACCUCGCUAUUGAUUCUUGGAAUGGGCUGGGUCUUAUGGAUGUCAUGACGUGGCUACGAAGCUUUGCGUUCCCGCCGUAG
This is a messenger RNA of Trypanosoma brucei brucei TREU927, 573 nucleotides long. RefSeq lists its product as hypothetical. Lineage: Eukaryota; Euglenozoa; Kinetoplastea; Trypanosomatida; Trypanosomatidae. The record is from RefSeq and is a predicted model, not a curated record. The transcript has a single exon. Bases 1 to 573 code for a protein of 190 amino acids.